CUGAUAGGUUAUCAUUGGUGCCUCCACAAGGCUACUUCGACACAGUUAUUACAAAACUCUGAAUCAGCAAGAUGGACAUUAGCUUUAAAUGAACCGCAACACCAAAGAAGUUGUGUUUUGGAGUUUGGAGUUUGACUUUCAAAGCACUGCCACCAAGCUAACCACAGACAGCUCACUGGUGUUGGGAGCACCACAGCUUAGAGCUAGUUGGUAGCGCCUGAUACUCAGGGAUUAUACUGGACUCCGACGUUCCUGGGGAAAUAGGCUCGCUGAGGUUUAUUAGCCCCUGGAGGGUGACGGACAGCUCUUAUCAGUACCAGAGGAGCGAGGCGUCAAGAGCGGAACUGCCGCUGCGAGCCAGAGCCCUCCUCUCCUCUCUCUCCCUCCCUCCCAUGCCAACCCAUCUCUCAUCUGGAGGAAAAGGGCAGUCAGCUCAUGGGGCCUGUGCCAGAGAGGGGGGUGACAUCCACACAAAGACUACUCUCCCCAAAACAACACUGACACUAUCUGCGAAGACAAGGACUAACUGAAACACAACUCUCCACUGAGAGGAUCACUGUUUCUGUGGCGAGGGAGGUUCUCUGAAGGUUUUCUGGAGGUUGUGUGACCAUUGAGGUUUUUGUCUGGAGGUCAGUGAGGGAGUGGUACCUGCAGCCAUGUCUCCUUUCCUGCGUAUCGGCUUCUCCAGCUUCGAGAUGGACCCAGGUCUGGCCUACCAUGAAGAGGUGAUCAACCCGUACUGUGCUGUCUACAUGAAGGAGGCUAUAGACACAGAGAAGGGCCAGGUGUACAAGCAGAAGAAGCCCACCAUGUACCCCCCCUGGAGCAGCACGUUUGACGCCCAUGUCCACCAGGGUCGUGUUAUGCACGUGGUGGUGAAGGAUAAAACCGCUGAGCUAAAGUCUGAGGCCGUGGUGCAGCUGGACACCCUGGCCUCACGCUGCAAAAAGGAGAACGGCAAGCUGGAGAUCUGGGUGGAGCUGAAACCACAGGGUCGUCUACUCAUGGAGGCCAGAUACUACUUGGAGAAGAGUGACGCCGCAGGUUCAGGUGAGGGAGAUGGAUUUGGAGAGAGAGACAGGGAUCCGGGGGUCUUUGCCCUCCACGCUCGACGCGGAGCCAUCAAACAGGCCAAGAUCCAUGAGGUCAAAUGUCACGAGUUCAGCGCCACUUUCUUCCCCCAGCCCACCUUCUGCUCCGUCUGUAAAGAGUUUGUCUGGGGUCUGAAUAAGCAGGGUUAUCAGUGUCGACAGUGCAAUGCAGCCAUCCACAAGAAAUGCAUUGACAUAAUCAUCGCCAAGUGCACUGGGUCGGCCAUCAACAGCAAAGAGACCAUGAUCCACAAGGAGCGCUUUAAGAUCGACAUGCCCCACAGGUUUAAGGUGUACAACUACAAGAGCCCCACAUUCUGUGAACACUGUGGCACGCUGCUGUGGGGGCUGGCAAAGCAGGGACUCAAGUGUGAGGAGUGCGGUAUGAACGUUCAUCACAAGUGCCAGAAAAAGGUGGCCAACCUGUGUGGAGUCAACCAGAAACUGAUGGCCGAAGCCCUGGCCAUGAUCGAGACUAAACAGCAGGCCAGGGGCUCCAGAGAGAGUGAGAUCUAUAGUCGAGGCGGGCCGGUGGGUGUGGGCCAGGCAGGGGUGGUGCGGGAACCUUCAGGUUUAGUGGCAGGUCUCCCCCUGACAGCAGCCACCGCUGGGCGAAAAGAGGAGCAGGGGAUAUCGUGGGACACCCCAGCGGUGGGGGACAUGCCUGCCCCUGUGCUGGAGGAGCCUGAGACGCUGUACGCCGUCCCCAGAAAAGAACACCUUCACAAGUUCACCCUGGACAACUUCAUCCUACACAAGAUGCUUGGCAAAGGCAGCUUCGGCAAGGUGUUCUUGGCCGAGCUGAAGAGCAGCAGAGAGUUCUUUGCGGUGAAGGCUCUGAAGAAGGACGUGGUUCUGAUGGAUGAUGAUGUGGAGUGUACCAUGGUGGAGAGGAGAGUCCUCUCCCUGGCCUGGGAACAUCCCUUCCUCACACACCUCCACUGCACCUUCCAGACCACGGAGAACCUGUUCUUUGUGAUGGAGUAUCUGAACGGAGGUGACCUCAUGUUCCACAUCCAGAACUGUCACAAGUUUGACGUGCAGAGAUCGACGUUCUAUGCUGCUGAGAUUAUCUGUGGGCUCCAGUUCCUACACUCCAAAGGCAUUGUCUAUAGGGAUCUGAAGCUGGACAACGUGUUGCUCGACUCUGAAGGCCAUAUAAAGAUAGCAGACUUUGGGAUGUGUAAGGAGAACAUGGAGGGAGAAACACGGACCUGCACCUUCUGUGGAACACCAGAUUACAUCGCCCCAGAGAUUCUGCUGGGGCAGAAGUAUGGCAGCUCAGUGGACUGGUGGUCGUUCGGGGUCUUGCUGUAUGAGAUGCUGAUUGGACAGUCUCCAUUCCAUGGUCGCGGUGAGGAGGAACUGUUCCAGUCCAUCAGGACAGAUGACCCCUGUUACCCCCGCUGGCUGGCCAAGGACGCAAGAGACAUCCUCAUCAAGCUGUUUGUGAGGGAGCCGGAGAGGAGGCUGGGUGUGAAGGGGAACAUCCGUCAACACUCCUUCUUCAAAGACACAGACUGGAACGCUCUGGAGAAACGAGAGGUGGCGCCGCCCUUCAGGCCAACUGUGAAAUCCCCCAGUGACGUCAGUAACUUUGACAAGGAGUUUAUCAAUGAGAAACCCAGGUUGUCGUGUGCAGAUCGUACCCUCAUGAACAGUGUGGACCAAACCAUGUUUAACAACUUCUCCUUCGUCAACCCAGCUGUGGGCCACAUCAAAGGCCCCUGACCUGUGAUAACGUUACAACAACCUACCAGCAACAUAUUCACAAUCCAUCAACAACCAACUGUACCAGCAACAUAUUCACAACCCAUCUGUGACCUUCGGACAACCUAUUCGCAACGCAUCAAUUACUCAUUACGACAACACAUCGCAGACAGGAGUCAAGGACACUUACCUAACAGAUCAAUAAACGUAUCCACAACCUGUCAAUAACAUCUCACCUGUUUUAUAGAGCCAAGGUUCACAGCAGUGGAGGCUGCUGAGGGGAGGACGGCUCAUAUUAAUGGCUGGAACAGAGCAAAUGGAAUGGUAUCAAACACCUGCAAACCAGGUGUUUGAUGUAUUUGAUACCAUUCCACUGAUCCGGCUCCAGUCAUUACCACGAGCCAGUCCUCCCCAAAUAAGGUGCCACCAACCUCCUGUGGUGUACAGACUACUGUAGGAGUCACUACCUGAUUCCCCAGAUUGUGUGGAAUACUGAGAAUGUUGUAUUGUACUCAUAACCUGUUAUUCAAUAGUGUCUGUUAUAUCCCUGCACAUAAGUGUCUGUUCAAUCAAAUGUAACCAUUUCCUGGGACAUUUUCUAUUUAAUUCUGAAAGUGUAUCAGUAGUUUUAUUAAAUAGAGCCACGGUUAGUAUAUUAAAAUGUGUUGCUUUGCCAUUGUUAUUGCUCAGAUCCAGGUAGCUUGUCACACUAUCGGACGGUGGAGUGGUUGGUUUCAAUGUACAUGGAUAAAUUAAUGGUUUAUGUUUACAUGAUACUGUGUUUUAUAAUGGCCCUUCUGAGGCUUGUGACCGCUGUGACUAAGUUAUUAUAGAAUCUAAUGACAUAGAUGAUGCCUAGAUUCAGCAGUGAUUGUUUGUUUUCAUUCUGUACAUUAAAAUAAGAUUUUUGUUAA
Molecule: messenger RNA, 3715 nt
Organism: Oncorhynchus masou masou (cherry salmon)
Lineage: Eukaryota; Metazoa; Chordata; Actinopteri; Salmoniformes; Salmonidae
Product: protein kinase C theta type-like
Exons: 18
Coding region: 657-2822 (721 amino acids)
Biological process (GO): intracellular signal transduction; peptidyl-serine phosphorylation
Molecular function (GO): ATP binding; diacylglycerol-dependent serine/threonine kinase activity
Source: RefSeq, a predicted model, not a curated record